Pisolithus orientalis is the source of this 787-nucleotide messenger RNA. RefSeq names its product DNA-directed RNA polymerase. The transcript is spliced from 5 exons. NCBI's taxonomy places the organism in Eukaryota, Fungi, Basidiomycota, Agaricomycetes, Boletales, Pisolithaceae. Gene Ontology annotation, biological process: transcription by RNA polymerase II. The coding region runs from base 70 to 489 and encodes 139 amino acids. Gene Ontology annotation, molecular function: protein dimerization activity. Gene Ontology annotation, cellular component: RNA polymerase II, core complex. The record is from RefSeq and is a predicted model, not a curated record.
CCCGGCUUCACGCCACACCAAUCACUUUCUACCCUGUUGCCUGGCACCAGAGGGGGCUAGAUUGCCACGAUGAACGCGCCGAAUCGUUUCGAGUUAUACGUUUUGGAUGAUGGCGAAAAGCCUGUUGAAGUCUCCGAAGAUACGAAGAUCCCCAACGCGGCUACGUUUAAGAUUGUCAAGCAGGAUCAUACGCUGGCGAACAUGCUUAGGGCCCAGGUCCUCUCCAUGCCACAAGUUUUAUUCGCUGGGUACAAGGUGCCUCACCCACUGCACCCCUAUUUUGUUCUUAAGAUCCAAACGGACGGUUCUAUGACUCCCCAAGCUGUUCUAGAGCAGGCGUGCACGAAACUCAUCGCCACGCUGUCCACCCUAGAAGCGAAAUUCAAACGCGAAUUCUCAUUCAAAGAUGCCGAGGGAGCUGUUCCCGAGGACCCAUAUGGUGGAACGGGUCAGGCUUGGGGAACGGGCAAGGACUACUUGGAUUUCUAGAUUAUGAUCUCGUCGUCAUCACGACGAGAUAAGGUUCUCCCUGGAUACUAUCUCCAGGCGAAGGGAUAACUAUCGGUUGCCGUCAAGAAACUGUUCUCAGCGACUGUGUUUUGAUGAUGCCAUGUUAGGCUACAAGAGGCAGUUACCGGCUCCCUUAUGCCAUCACAUAAGCGCAGGGAUGCUGCGGAUGUCUUGCAACGAUCCAGAUGUAGCGAAGCCUACUUGAUGUCGGAUGGUAGAUUGCUGUCGCAAAAUACCAACCUGAACUUCUCCGUCAGAGAGUUGUAUAGAAAACGAG